AUGGCGGCACCGCAGGGAUCUCAGCAAGGCACCGUCGGUAACGUGGCAGGUGGUUCAGAAGAGGCACCCCAUCUUUCCUCUCGAGCCCUCUCCGAAAGGCAACCAGAUCCCACUCACCUCCGUCCCUCUACCAACCCGCAUAUCAUCCUCCAAAUCAGUCGCCGUGCAGGUUGCAUGCCGCAGUUCGAAACUAAGGUCGCUCGCUCAUCAUCCACUCUACCACGGCCACGACAGAGAGCAUCAGAAACCCCGUUCCCGCAGCCAACCACAUGCCGCGGCGCCAGAAAAUCCCUCCGCCCGUCCGGGUGCCAUUGGCCGUCGGCUCCGGCAUUGUUGUCCUUGACACAAACCAAUGCAUGGGAUAUGGAUCGUGAUCUGCGGGUGAUCGGUGCCCUGGAUUGCCUACAUCGGUACAACGAUGCAGGAGGCGCACCCAGACAGACAUCAAAUGAUCGUUCAGGCGCAAACACUGCCUACAUCGGGCUCAGUGACACGAAGAAGUAG
Messenger RNA from Aspergillus terreus NIH2624, 504 nucleotides. RefSeq lists its product as uncharacterized. Bases 1 to 504 code for a protein of 167 amino acids. The transcript has 3 exons. The record is from RefSeq and is a predicted model, not a curated record. Lineage: Eukaryota; Fungi; Ascomycota; Eurotiomycetes; Eurotiales; Aspergillaceae.